AUGAAGCUACUGCUCUCAUCCUUGUCUAAAGUAAGGGCAGCCCAUUGUCGAGCUUUCAAGUUAGCACACAUCACUGAUACAUACAUUGCCACUCCUAUCUUAAACGGAUAUACAAAAUGCAGAGAAAUUGGUACUGCUCUCAAGAUGUUCGACGAAAUUCCCCACAGAGAUACUGCUUCUUGGAACAUCAUGAUUUCUGGAUAUGUCAAUUCUGGGAGAUUUCUGAGUGCUUGGGUGUUCCUUAAUUUGAUGAAAGAAGAUGGGUUUUGUUUAAAUGAAUAUACUUUUGGAAGCAUACUGAAGGGUAUUGCUUCUAAUGGCUUAUUGUCCUUAGGUCAACAGGUGCACUGUGAUGUGGUUAAAAUGGGCUAUGUCGGGAAUGUUUAUGCCGCCAGUGCGCUAUUGGACAUGUAUGCUAAGUGUGGAAAAGUUGACGAUGCAAAUGAAGUGUUUCAAACCAUGCCUGAACGUAAUUAUGUCUCAUGGAAUGCUAUAAUAGCAGGGUAUGCAGGGAAAGGUGAUAUAGAUUAUGGUUUUUGGUUGUUGAGAGGUAUGGAGCAAGAGGGAGUGCAGCUGGAUGAUGGAACCUUCUCUCCGCUUUUAACGUUGCUUAAUGACGAUAAGUUUUACAAGUUGACUAUGCAGGUUCAUGGAAAAGUUGAAAAACUUGGUUUAGGUUGUGAAGUCAAAGUGUUUAAUGCUCUAAUUACUGCAUAUUCCCAAUGUGGCAGUAUUGAAAGUGCGGAAAGUGUUUUUGAUGGUACUAUUAGUUGCAGAGAUUCAGUAACAUGGAAUUCAAUGCUAGCAGCUUAUUUAGAACAUGACAAGGAGAAGCAAGCAUUUGAACUAUUCUUGGACAUGGAAAGGCUUGGGUUGGAAAUGGAUUCUUAUACAUAUACUAGUAUAAUAAGUGGUUGUUUUGAGGUAAGACAUAACAGUCAAGGGAAGUGUUUGCAUGCUUUGGUUAUCAAGAGGGGAUUGGAAAAUGUAACUAUAAUCUCGACUGCGUUGAUUUCCGUGUAUGCCAAAUCAUGCACAAACUCUAUGGAUGAUGCACUGACAGUAUUCGAAAACCUGGAUGCAAAGGAUUCUGUUUCUUGGAACUCCAUUUUGACCGGAUUGUCACAGAAGGGUUGGAGUGAAAUUGCUUUCAAAAUGUUUACAAAGAUGAGGGUGGAAAACCUGGAGAUGGAUGAGUAUUCCUUUUCUGCCACACUGAGAUCGUGUUCAGAUUUGGCUACUCUUCGAUUUGGUCAACAAGUUCAUGCCUUUGCACUAAAACUGCGCUCUGAGUCAUAUAAGUAUGUGAGCAGUGCUUUGAUACUUAUGUACUCCAACUGUGGAAUCAUUGAAGAUGCUUGGAAGUCCUUUGAAGUUUCUCCCAAAGAGAGUUCGAUAUCUUGGAACUCGAUCAUGUUUGCUUAUGCACAACAUGGGCAGGGUAAGCUCGUGCUUGACCUCUUCUUCCUAAUGAAACAAAGCGAAGUGAAACUUGAUCAUAUCACUUUUGUGGCAGUCUUGACUGCUUGCAGUCACACUGGUUUGGUUGAAGAAGGUUGCCGUUUUUUUGAGUCUAUGGAAGCUGAUUUUGGAAUUGUUCCUAGAAUGGAACAUUAUGCUUGUGCAAUUGAUUUACUUGGGCGGGCUGGGCGUCUUGAGGAGGCAAAAGAUCUAGUUAAAGGGAUGCCAUUUGAUCCUGAUGCUAUGGUUUUGAGAACUCUACUCGGUACUUGUCGAUCAUGCGGUGAUAUUGAAUAUGCAAGUGAGGUGGCUAGCCAUUUGCUCGAAUUGGAGCCGGGAGAGCAUAGCACCUAUGUUUUGCUCUCAGACAUGUACCGACAAUUCAAGAAGUGGGAUAAUAUAGCUAAUAUUAAGAGGCUGAUGAGGGAAAGGAGUGUCACUAAGGUACCUGGUUGGAGUUGGAUAGAAGUCCAAAACGAGGUGCAUGCUUUCAAUGCGGAGGACCUAUCACAUCCUCAUUGCCAUGAGAUUUAUGCAAAAUUGAGAGAGUUGACAGAUGAGAUCAUGUUCUCUGAAUCUGAAAAUGCUAGCGGAUUAACAAUUUCUACGGGUGAUCAGGAAUCAGUGGUUUAACAAUGGAUUCAAGCCAAUGAGGUUCUUGUCAGUCUGGUGCCUUUAUCUUGUCAAAAUGGAUAAGCAUGAUCUACUGAAAAGUUGACCCAGCCCUCAGGGAAGUAGCUGUAGCUGCAUCUGCUAUCUGAAUAAAUGGAGUGCACGGUUGUUCUCCAGUCUCCACUAGUAGUAAUAGCUGCAUUUGCAAUUCCAGUUUUCCCACCCUUUUGAUCACGCUUCAAGAUAUAAAAUAUCGGUUUAGCCAGCACAUUAGUUUCUGUUCCACCAAAAUCCACCCCUCAGAUAUUGCUUAUACACUGUCUGUGGAGCGUCACUUGGAAUUUUUCUGACCUUAAGUUUUCGGUCCUACUUCAUAAGUGUUUUGACUUUUGUCCUGAUUUUUUUUAUCAGACUCUUGAAAUCUCAAAGAUAAACUGCCAAAUAUGUAAAUUGGGUGAAUAGUUUGGUUUUCCUGGUUCACAGCUUAUGCU
Molecule: messenger RNA, 2564 nt
Organism: Solanum verrucosum
Lineage: Eukaryota; Viridiplantae; Streptophyta; Magnoliopsida; Solanales; Solanaceae
Product: putative pentatricopeptide repeat-containing protein At3g25970
Exons: 1
Coding region: 1-2094 (697 amino acids)
Biological process (GO): RNA modification
Molecular function (GO): RNA binding; protein binding
Source: RefSeq, a predicted model, not a curated record